This is a messenger RNA of Emys orbicularis (European pond turtle), 2107 nucleotides long. RefSeq names its product armadillo like helical domain containing 3 (gene ARMH3). Lineage: Eukaryota; Metazoa; Chordata; Testudines; Emydidae. The record is from RefSeq and is a predicted model, not a curated record. The transcript is spliced from 26 exons. Gene Ontology annotation, cellular component: cytosol. Bases 38 to 2107 code for a protein of 689 amino acids.
UGCGGGCUGUGAGCCGCUCGCCCUACGGCUGUACACCAUGGCCCAAACAGAGAAGAAAGGUGGACUGCUCUGGAAAUCUUCAGCCUCCAAGAAACCAUUGAAAGAGAAAGUUGUGCUAAUGUACGAUGAGAUCUUCAUGACGGAGGACCCCAGUAAAUGCAGCCCUCGGUUCUGGGAGGAGCUUUUCCUCAUGAAGGUGAACCUGGAGUAUCUAGAAAGCAAGCUGGAGUCUCUGGAUGGAGAAGAGUUAAUGAAGAUAAAAGAUAACAUUAACUGUUUGUUCCAACACUGCAUCCAGGCCUUGGGAGAAGAGCACCCAAUCCGAGUAGUCAAUGCGUUACAGACGUUAUGUGCGUUGAUUCGCGGCGUCCAUCAGAAGAACAAAUCCACCUCUGGGUUUGACAUCAUCAACAUGCUCAUGGGCUUUGACAAAGCAGAGCUGUGCAUGAAGAAUCUGAUGGAGAGCUUGGACUCGCUGCUUUGUGCAGAAGGCUCCGAAAGCCUGAAGAGUUUGUGUCUGAAGCUGCUUCUCUGCUUGGUAACGGUGACAGACAACAUCAGCCAGAACACAAUCCUGGAAUAUGUGAUGAUUAACAGUAUAUUUGAAGCUAUUUUACAGAUUCUGUCCAACCCACCUAGUCGCAGGGAGCAUGGUUAUGAUGCUGUUGUCCUCCUUGCUUUGCUAGUUAACUACAGAAAGUAUGAGUCGGUGAAUCCCUACAUUGUGAAACUCUCUAUUGUAGAUGACGAGGCCACACUCAACGGAAUGGGACUGGUCAUCGCCCAGGCAUUAUCCGAGUACAACAGGCAGUACAAAGAUAAGGAAGAGGAGCACCAGAGUGGCUUUUUCUCAGCCUUAACCAAUAUGGUGGGCAGCAUGUUCAUAGCCGAUGCCGAUGAGAAAAUCUCCGUCCAAACGAAUGAGGCAAUUCUUCUGGCCCUCUACGAAGCCGUUCACUUGAACCGGAACUUCAUCACCGUGUUGGCACAGAGCCAUCCAGAAAUGGGGUUGGUGACAGUGCCGAUAAGCCCAAUUCCAACAACGCCAGUCACUCCGCUUGGGACCACUCCGCCUUCUUCAGACGUUAUAAGCUCUGCAGAGCUGCCUUUGGAUGCCGAUGUGCAGACCAGCAACUUGCUGAUAACCUUCUUAAAGUACAGCUCAAUUGUCAUGCAGGACACAAAAGACGAACACCGGCUCCACAGCGGCAAGCUCUGUCUGAUUAUCCUGACGUGCAUAGCAGAGGAUCAAUACGCUAAUGCUUUUUUGCAUGAUGACAACGUGAAUUUUCGAGUAAACCUGCACAGGAUGCCAAUGAGACACAGGAAGAAAGCCGCAGACAAGAACCUGCCCUGCCGCCCCCUGGUAUGUGCAGUCUUAGAUCUGAUGGUGGAGUUCAUCGUAACACACAUGAUGAAAGAGUUUCCUAUGGAUCUGUAUGUGCGGUGCAUUCAGAUCGUGCACAAGCUGCUGUGCUACCAGAAGAAAUGCAGAGUGAGGCUUCAUUAUACCUGGCGGGAGCUCUGGUCAGCUCUGAUCAACUUGCUGAAGUUCCUCAUGUCCAAUGAGACUGUGCUAUUGGCAAAACACAACAUCUUCACCGUGGCGCUCUUGGUAGUGAACUUGUUCAACAUGUUCAUCACCUACGGAGACACCUUCCUCCCAACUCCCAGCAGCUACGAUGAGCUGUACUACGAGAUCAUCCGUAUGCACCAGAAUUUCGAUAACCUCUACUCCAUGGUGCUCCGGCUUUCGACCAAUGCCGGUCAGUGGAAGGAGCCUGCCAGCAAGGUGACGCAUGCAUUAGUCAAUAUCAGAGCCAUCAUCAACCACUUCAACCCAAAGAUCGAGUCUUACGCUGCAGUGAAUCACAUCUCCCAGCUGUCGGAGGAGCAGGUCUUGGAGGUUGUCCGCUCUAACUAUGACACGCUAACCCUGAAGCUGCAGGACGGGCUGGAUCAGUACGAGCGCUACUCGGAACAGCACAAGGAGGCUGCCUUCUUCAAAGAACUGGUUCGGUCCAUCAGCAUCAACGUGCGGCGGAACCUUGCCUUCAACACGCUGAGCCAGGAGGUCCUUCUGAAAGAGUUCUCCACCAUCUCUUGA